GAGGGAGACGUCGACUCUCAGCUGAGCAGCCGUAGUUUUGUGUGGCUGCCAGUGUGAGGAUUUUUGGAUCCAUUGCGUCACAGGGCGGCCUCACAUCUUUGGGCCGUGAAACAAUAAAUUCCACUGCUGCUGGACUGCAUCAGGAGUCAGCUGACAGGGGAGGUGGGGGGAUAGAGAGGAAACAGUAAGAGAGAUGAGAAGGUAGGAGAGGAGGGUCCAUGACGCUUUUGAAGCCGCAGGAAGGGGGCUGGGUUUUGCUGACAAUGCUUCUUGCCAGUAGGGGCUUUCGUAAUGCUUUGACCUGUGGACUUUGUGCUUAGAGUGCCGUGUGAGGCCAGCAUUUAACGCUGGCCGGUGACUUUGUCUGGAGCAGGUCCUCAGCAGACGGGCUGACAUGCAGACUGUACCGGAGGAGUGGAGGGAAGAACGGGAUGAGAGAGGAGGAGAUGGGAGGAUGGGGGAGAUGUUGGUCAAGAGGAAAGGGAAUUCAGAGUACAGUGAAGAGGUGAAGGGAGAGUGGGAGAAGAAUGGCGGGACAGGUGGUGAAGAGGUGGAGAAAGAGUCACUGAUGAUGGAGCUGACGAGGCUGGUGCAGAAGAUGGUGAAAGAGAGCAGCUGGUGGGAGAGGAGGGGAAUCGAUUGCAGCAUCCUGGCAGCAGCAUUCCUCUGUUUGCCACCUGCCUUCCUGCUGCUCAGCUCCUCUCAGAUCCUGUGGUUUUCAGCGGGCAUGCUGCUGAUGGGUGUGGCUCACGGUGUCAUCACCAUCAAAGGGACGCAUCUGGCCAGCCACGGGGCGCUGAGCGAGUCGCAGGCCUGGGCAAAGUUCUGGGCCGUCUUCUUCAUCGAGAUUUGUGGCUCAUUCUCAGCGCGAGCCGGCAUUCAGGGCCACAUUAAGAUGCAUCAUGCUCAUACUAAUGUCAUUGGACUCGGGGACUCCAGCGUAUGGAAGGUCCCCUUCCUGCCUCGCACUGUCUACCUGUUCAUAGCUCCCCUGGCCGUGCCUAUCAUCACUCCACUUGUUGCACUCGCUCACCUCAAAGGAGACUCUUUGGCUCACGUCUUUAGGACCAUCCUGAUGGUAACCCUGGGCCUGUAUUCACAGUACUGGCUGCUGAUCCACGUCUCCGGGUUCCUGUCACCUCACAGCGCUUUGCUCUGUAUGUUUGCAUGUCGAGCAAUGUUCAGUGUGCCGUAUAUCCAUGUCAACAUUUUCCAGCACAUUGGCCUCCACAUGUUCUCUCCGACCCGUCGACCAAAGAGGAUCUACCAGAUGACCCACGGAGUCCUGAACCUGCCGCGUAAUCCAGUGCUGGACUGGAUUUUUGGACACUCGCUCAUCAAUUGCCACGUGGAGCACCAUCUCUUCCCCUUCCUGUCUGAUAACAUGUGUUUAAAGGUGAAGCCUGUUGUGUCCAAGUAUCUGACUGAAAAGCAGCUUCCAUACCAGGAGGACAGCUACCUCUCCCGCCUGAACCUUUUCUUCCACAAAUACCAGGAACUGAUGGUGUUUGCCCCGCCGAUCACAGAGCUGGUGGGAGUGCAGUGAUGAAGAGGCAGCGAAGGAGAAAAACUGUUCAGACUAAUGACUGCUACUGCUCAAAAGCACAAGCUUCGAUGUUUCAAAGUGCAUUUCUACUGGUUUGAAUCAUCUCUAACAAACAGAAUAGGCUUUUAAUCAAUAAUAGAUCUACACAUUAAAGAUGAUUGUAUUUUAAUUUGAUAUUAGGAGCUAAAUUAACAUGAAAUCCUCAUAAAUGAUUAGAUUAAGGAGUAUCCUACACUUGUAGAGGUAAUUGAAUACACAGCACAAAGAUAAGCGCUCAACCAAAAGAUGACUUGAUUUGGUUUAAUUGUUGCUGCAUUGAAAGUCACUGUGGGAGAUUUGAACUGACCUUGGGCCUGUCUCAUGAAGCAAAUUCAACUUAGUGAGGCUCUCUUUGAGAUGUCUGCUAGACCUGGAUAACUGGUUUUACAAAGAAUGUAAACAACCGCCUCCUAUAACUCUGGAUGUAACAGUGACAACAGAGGAUCAUAUUCUGGAGAUAUGAAAAAAUUGUUGAUGCCCACUGGGAAGCGGCCCACUGCAGCGGUGGAAAAGAAAGAUUCAUGAAGUUAGUUACAGAAGCUAGGCACAACAUAACAGCAAUAGAAAAAUAAUGCAGUAACCAAAAUGCAGUAACAGAAUGUGUUAUAAAUAACUGUAAAUGUACAGUCUUUUAUGGGCUUUAACACACUUUUUUUUGUACAUUAAGUAUGAUUUAUUGGCAGUUUUCAUAAUGCAGUUUUACAGCUACAAAUCAAAUAAAUCAAAGUUGUGUGCCUGAAAACUGUAGGUCACAGGUAGCCAACAGGUAUAUAUAUAUAUGUGUAUGUGACAGUAAAAUGCCUUUACCUUUAACUUAACUGAAAAACACUGAACGGACAGGUUACUACGGCUGCAGCUGGCUAACCAGCUGAUCCUGCAUUGAGACAGGCCUGUUUUCAUAGUGACAGACGGUGGCGCUGUAGUCAAUAGACAUGUUUAAUUCACAGUGUCCUCAUCUCAAAGGCACUUCAUUGACUGCACUGUAGCUCCAGUACAGAGGGACAUAGAGGUGCUUCUGUGUGUCUGUCUUGUCUGAUAAUAAAUUUGAACAUUUAA
Micropterus dolomieu (smallmouth bass) is the source of this 2641-nucleotide messenger RNA. RefSeq names its product fatty acid desaturase 6 (gene fads6). The transcript has 6 exons. Gene Ontology annotation, cellular component: membrane. Gene Ontology annotation, biological process: lipid metabolic process. The record is from RefSeq and is a predicted model, not a curated record. Bases 395 to 1546 code for a protein of 383 amino acids. NCBI's taxonomy places the organism in Eukaryota, Metazoa, Chordata, Actinopteri, Centrarchiformes, Centrarchidae. Gene Ontology annotation, molecular function: oxidoreductase activity, acting on paired donors, with oxidation of a pair of donors resulting in the reduction of molecular oxygen to two molecules of water.